AUGGACUUACCCUGCCAUAUCAGACCAUGGUUCCCUAACAGGAUGGAUGCAAGUGGAACCACUACCUCCUCACUGGACUUACCCUGCCAGAUUAAAGUAUGGCUCCCACUUGGGAUGGUAACAAACGGGAAUGCUGAUCACACCAUCCUAUACCACAUAUGGAUGUCUCACUACAUCCAAAUGGAACCACAUAUGAAUGUCUCACUACAUUCAUAUGGACCUGGCCCCGCUUAUGGUUACACCAUAAGUGCCGGUACUAGCAUAUGGGCGGUUAAACACCAGUAUACUUCAUACCCCCGAUUCUGCAGCAGAGCUUUCCUUGCCUCGGAAGAGUACCUACCAGAACCUCAACAGAUCUGGCGGCCCAGCCGUCCGUGA
Microthlaspi erraticum is the source of this 378-nucleotide messenger RNA. The record is from the annotation of a GenBank genome assembly. NCBI's taxonomy places the organism in Eukaryota, Viridiplantae, Streptophyta, Magnoliopsida, Brassicales, Brassicaceae.